AAAGACUAACAUAGGACUUGGUCCUCUGCAAGUUUAUUGAACGAAAUUGGUAAAAAUAAAAUAAAAUAAAACCUCAAAUUCUUCAGGUCCAGGGAUCCUCUUGCUGCUGUAACCCUAACUUGGCGUUUCUUGAAGUUUAAUCGAUCUAGGCGCUGCCGGUUUUCGUUUCUUGUUGAAGAAUUUCUUAUAGGGUUGGCUUUAAGAGAAUUUUGAACCUAAUAUCCAUGGAAGGAGGAGGAGGAGGAGGAGGGGAAGGGGGUGAUGCUGCCUCUGUUAUGGCCCCUAUUGCUAAGUGGAAAAGCGAUUUCUCAAGGAUGUUUCAGUACUAUCUGGAUCGAUCAACUCCACAUCCGAUGCAGAGAUGGCUUGGAACUCUUGCCGCUGCUGCAAUUUAUGUGUUGCGCAUUUACUAUAUUCAAGGGUUUUACAUUGUGAUGUAUGGAUUAGGAAUCUAUAUACUGAAUCUUUUGAUUGGAUUUCUGUCACCGAAGAUUGAUCCAGAGUUUGAAGCCUUGGAUGGAGCUUCAUUGCCUACUAAAGGGUCAGAUGAGUUUAGGCCUUUUGUUCGCCGACUUCCGGAGUUCAAGUUCUGGUAUGCCAUCACAAAGGCUUUCUGCAUAGCUUUCCUUAUGACCUUCUUUUCUAUAUUUGAUGUCCCUGUUUUUUGGCCCAUAUUGCUCUGUUACUGGAUUGUUCUAUUUGUCCUCACCAUGAAGCGCCAAAUCAUGCACAUGAUCAAAUAUAAAUAUGUUCCAUUCAGCUUUGGGAAGCAGAGAUAUACCGGGAAAAAGCCUGCUGCUAGUAGCAGUAGUCUUCCAAGAGACUGAGCCUUGUGUGUAUUUCUUGACAGUUGGAGGAAAAUGGGAAUUAUGCAGCCACCAUAUUCUUGCACCUCCACUUUUUUUCUUACUGAUUUUUCUUUUAAUCUUAGAUGGAACAAAUUUCAUGUUAAAUACAAAUGAAAAGUUCAUAUAUGUGCUGAAGAUUACAUCUACUUUGUAUUUAGAAUGAGUUAGGGUUAUCGUCUUUUUCGUGGGGUCUGGCUUGCUUGCACCUUUUUUUCCCUUGAAAAUAUAUUUGUUCAGUAUUACUGUUGAUUAAUGAAAGAAAUCAGGAUUAGGAUUAGCUAUCAA
This is a messenger RNA of Mangifera indica (mango), 1133 nucleotides long. Its product is annotated as protein RER1B-like. Gene Ontology annotation, cellular component: Golgi membrane. Bases 225 to 827 code for a protein of 200 amino acids. Gene Ontology annotation, biological process: protein retention in ER lumen; retrograde vesicle-mediated transport, Golgi to endoplasmic reticulum. The record is from RefSeq and is a predicted model, not a curated record. Lineage: Eukaryota; Viridiplantae; Streptophyta; Magnoliopsida; Sapindales; Anacardiaceae. The transcript is spliced from 5 exons.